Nanorana parkeri is the source of this 3702-nucleotide messenger RNA. RefSeq names its product N(alpha)-acetyltransferase 16, NatA auxiliary subunit (gene NAA16). Gene Ontology annotation, cellular component: cytoplasm; NatA complex. Gene Ontology annotation, biological process: N-terminal peptidyl-methionine acetylation. The transcript has 20 exons. Gene Ontology annotation, molecular function: protein binding; protein-N-terminal amino-acid acetyltransferase activity. Bases 102 to 2732 code for a protein of 876 amino acids. Lineage: Eukaryota; Metazoa; Chordata; Amphibia; Anura; Dicroglossidae. The record is from RefSeq and is a predicted model, not a curated record.
CUGUGUGCGCACGCGCAGUCCCCAUCUUGCAGUGCGGCCUCCAAGAGAGGUGGCCUCUUCCUCGGGACCCCCGCGAGGGGCGGGCAGAACACGGAGCCAUCAUGCCGGGUGUCACCCUCCCCCCAAAGGAGAACAACCUCUUCAAGAGGAUCCUGAAAUGCUAUGAACAAAAGCAGUAUAAAAAUGGGCUCAAAUUUUGUAAGAUGAUCUUGUCCAACCCAAAAUUUGCUGAACACGGAGAAACACUGGCUAUGAAAGGACUGACACUGAACUGCCUGGGAAAGAAAGAAGAAGCCUAUGAGUUUGUACGAAAAGGGCUGCGCAAUGAUGUUAAAAGUCAUGUCUGUUGGCAUGUGUAUGGUCUUCUACAGAGGUCUGACAAGAAGUAUGAUGAAGCAAUCAAGUGUUAUAGAAAUGCACUUAAGCUGGACAAGGACAAUUUGCAGAUACUCCGGGACCUCUCAUUAUUACAGAUACAGAUGAGAGACUUGGAAGGCUACCGGGAAACCAGGUAUCAACUCCUCCAGUUGCGGCCAAUGCAGAGGGCAUCAUGGAUUGGCUAUGCCAUAGCAUAUCAUUUAUUGAAAGACUAUGAAAUGGCCUUAAAAUUGCUUGAGGAAUUCAGGAAGACUCAGCAGGUACCGCCAAAUAAGAUUGACUAUGAAUAUAGUGAGCUAAUUCUCUAUCAGAAUCAAGUGAUGAGGGAAGCCAAUCUCUUCCAAGAGUCCCUGGAUCACAUUGAAGCCUAUGAGAAGCAAAUAUGUGACAAACUUCAGGUAGAGGAGAUUAAAGGUGAAGUAUUGUUAAAUCUAGGAAGAUUAAAAGAAGCUGCUGAAGUCUAUAGAGAACUUAUUGACCGUAAUCCUGAAAACUGGAAAUACUAUGAAGAUUUUGAGAAAACGUUGAUACCUGCUACUGUUGAACAACGGCUACAAAUCUAUGACGAUAUCGGCAAGAGAUAUCCACGAGCAGUUUCACCAAGAAGACUGACGUUAAAUUUCAUUACAGGCAACAAAUUCAGAGACCGAAUGGAUACGUUUCUACGGAUUAACUUCAGCAAAGGCUGCCCACCAUUAUUUACAACUUUAAAAUCUCUGUACGGUUCUUCAGAAAAGAUGACCGUAAUGCAAGAACUUGCUAUUGGUUAUGAAACUGCACUCUCUGGAUGCAGUACUGGGUUCGUUAUCAAAUGGAAUAUUGUUACUGUUUUCAUACUUGCAGAUAAUGAAGAGCGAGAGCCGCCGACAACGCUUCUCUGGGUUCGAUAUUACUUAGCACAGCACUUUGAUAAGCUUGGUCAUUGGUCUGUUGCCUUAGACUAUAUCAACUCUGCCAUUGCAAGCACUCCAACGUUAAUAGAACUAUUCUAUAUGAAAGCCAAGAUUUAUAAGCAUAUAGGAAACCUCAAAGAAGCUGCCAAGUGGAUGGAUGAAGCUCAGUCAUUGGACACUGCAGACCGGUUCAUUAACUCAAAGUGUGCAAAAUACAUGCUCCGAGCCAAUAUGAUCCAAGAAGCAGAAGAGAUGUGUUCAAAGUUUACAAGGGAAGGAACACCUGCCAUGGAGAAUCUGAAUGAGAUGCAGUGCAUGUGGUUCCAGACGGAGUGUGCCAGUGCCUACCAGAGAAUGGGCAAAUAUGGGGAAGCAUUAAAGAAAUGCCAUGAAAUAGAAAGGCACUUCUUUGAGAUUACCGAUGAUCAGUUUGAUUUUCACACAUACUGUAUGAGGAAGAUGACUCUGCGAGCAUACGUAGAUCUCCUGCGCUUGGAAGAUAUAUUGCGGCAGCAUGUCUUCUAUUUUAAAGCUGCUCAUACGGCCAUAGGAAUCUAUUUAAAGCUGCAUGAAAACCCUUUAAUGAAUGAGAGCAAAGAGCAGGAAGUCAAUUCUGAAAACCUCUCAGCCAAAGAGCUGAAAAAGGUUUUAAGUAAACAGAGAAGAGCUCAAAAAAAAGCCAAACUGGAAGAGGAGCGGAAGCAUGCAGAGAGAGAACGGCAGCAGAAAAAUCAGAAGAAAAAGAGAGAUGAAGAGGAGGAGGAAACAAGUGGACCUAAAGAAGAGCUUGUUCCUGAAAAACUGGAAAGGGUUGAAAAUCCCUUAGAAGAAGCUAUCAAGUUUCUUACACCAUUAAAAAGCCUUGCAGCAAAUAAUAUACAUACGCAUCUACUGGCAUUUGAAAUUUAUUUUAGAAAAGGAAAAUUCCUUUUGAUGUUGCAGUCUGUGAAAAGGGCAUUUGCCAUUGAUAGCAAUAACCCCUGGCUACAUGAGUGUUUAAUACGGUUCUCAAAAUCGGUUUCAGAUCACAGCAAUCUCCCUGAAAUUGUGAAUAAAGUCCUCUUACAUGAAAUGAAGAGUAUCUUUACUAACAAGGAUCUGGAGAGCUUCAAUGAAGAGUUUCUCAGAAACAAUUCUACCUCCAUUCAGCAUUUGCUUUCAGGUGCAAAGAUGAUGUAUUAUCUCGACAAGUCAAGACAGGAGAAAGCAAUUGCCAUAGCUACAAAACUUGAAGACACUUUAACUGAUAGAAAUGUCCAGAGUCUGACACAGGUCCUGGAAGCCUUGCUUGAUGGCAGCUUUGGAAGCUGUAACACUCAGUAUGAAGAGUACCGGGCAGCCUGCCAUAAACUUUUCCCAUUUACACCUGCCUUUAUGUUAUCUGCAAAUGAGGAAGACUGUAGCACCGGACAGAUAAACCACACCGCCAUCAACCACGAUGUACUCUGCAACGAGCUCUAACACAGUCAGCAAGACUUCAGGACACAAAUGUUCAGGGUUCACGUGCAUUAAAAUGCAUGGCAGAUGUGAAUGUGGUUCGCUUUGUUGUCAUGGCCUUUUGGCCUUCCAUUCUUUCUCUCUCUGAGCCUCCCAAAGAAAGGCCAAUAGAUCAUUAUCUGUUAUGUUUGCAAAUGUACAGUUUUACUUUUUUUCCUGAAGGAGUUUUUAGAUUACUCCCUCUGCAAUAUGAACAUUAAGACAGGGCAAAAUGCUUUCCUAGAAUGUUGCAAAUCUAGUAUAAUAUUUUGCAUCAUAUGUAGCAGUUUUAGUUGGGGGCAAAAAAAAAAGUACUCUGAGCUCAAAGGUUUUUACAUUUUUUUGGGAUUGAUUUUAAAAACAAAACAGUUGACAAUGUAAUUUUUAUGACUUCUCUUUAAAACAAUGCUAAGUGUCAGUGACCUGUUCAGGGUAGCACCUCUGCCAUGUGCUCCCAGCAGGCGUACUUGUUUGCCAACCAUACACAGCGAUCAAACACCAAUCACUUUAUAAUUUUAAAAGAGAAUGCAACAUAUCAAGGAAGCAAUAUCAAAAUGGAAUGCCUGUGUUUUGUUGUAACUUGUGUGCGUUGUGAGGAGCGUUUUCAAUUGGCUUUUUAAACUGGUCAGCCAAAUAAGCUGUCCCCGUGGGUUUGCUGUUGUUUUCCUUGUUCAGACUCAUUAAUCUCAUUGUCUUAAAUAUAGGUUGAGAGCAAAAGAAUGAUGAGGCCUUCUGCAAUGAAGAUGAUAUACAAGUGCUAUAAUUUUGCUCAAACCACCUUUAUUAAUGCCUGUAUGUAAUAUUUUAGGAAGCGUAAAGCUCCCAUUGAAUCAUAAUUGCCAAGGUGGACCUCAAGCCACCCAUUCUAGGCCAGGGUGCUGAAGUUGUUCUCAAACCAACCUUCGAGAUCUUGUAAUAAGUCAUCACUUCUGCAUCAUAUGCAGGUAUCCACCAG